AUGGCGCAACAAACACCACCACUGGUAAUGAUGCUUCUCCUAUGUACUCUUUCUGCCAACUCAUCAUUCCAGCCAGCUCUGGUGUUAGAAAUGGCAAAGAUUCUGCUGGAGAACUACUGCUUCCCUGAGAACCUGGUUGGGAUGCAGGAGGCUAUCCAACAUGCCAUCAACAGCGGAGAAAUCCUACAGAUUUCAGACCGAAAGACCCUGGCAGCUGUGCUCACAGUUGGAGUACAAGGGGCGCUGAACGAUCCGCGGUUGACUGUGUCAUAUGAGCCCAGUUUUGUCCCAGUGAUGCCACCGAUGCUGCCGUCUCUCCCAGUAGACCAACUGAUCCGACUGGUGAAGAACUCUGUCAAGCUGGAUAUCCUUGAAAAUAACGUUGGCUACUUGCGUAUAGAUAGGAUCAUUGGGGAGGAGACAGCUGCAAAGCUUGGCUCUUUGCUGAGGGACAACAUCUGGGACAAAGUUGCUCACACGUCCUCACUGAUCUUUGACCUGAGGUACAGUACAGCUGGAGAGCAGUCUGGAGUUCCUUUUAUGAUCUCUUAUUUCUUGGACUCUGAACCCCUCAUUCAUAUUGACACUGUGUAUGACAGGCCCUCAAAUACAACCAGGGAGUUGUGGACCAUGCCAUCAAUAAUGGCAGAAAGAUAUGGAAAGAAGAAGGACGUUAUUAUCUUGACCAGUAAGCGUACCAUUGGGGCUGCUGAAGCAGUGGCAUAUACUCUCAAACACCUAAAGAGGGCGAUCAUAGUUGGAGAAAGGUCUGCUGGUGGGUCAGUAAAAGUCAGAAAGAUUAGGAUCGCACAGUCAGAGUUCUACAUAACAGUUCCUGUGGCAAGAUCUGUCAGUCCAAUCACAGGCCAGAGCUGGGAAGUAAGUGGCGUGUCCCCUACAGUCAACGUCAAUGCCAAGGAAGCUGUUGCAAAAGCCAAGUCCCUUCUGGUUGUGAGGAGUGCCAUUCCAAAAGCUGUACAACAUAUCUCAGACAUAAUUGGGAGUUUCUAUGCUUUCACUGACAGAGUUCCAGCUCUUCUUCAACAUUUGCAAUCUACAGACUUAUUCUCUAUCGUAUCGGAGGAGGACCUUGCAGUCUUUCUCAACCAGGAACUCCAGAAUGUUUCCGAAGAUCCACGACUGAUCAUUAAAUACAUGCAAAACAAUGCUGCCAUUGUAGAGGAGGACCCUGAGCUUUACAAAGUCCCAGAUGAUCCGCAAUUAUUACAAGCAAUGGUUGAUACAAUGUUCAAAGUGGAAAUUCUCUCUGGCAAUACUGGCUAUCUCCGGUUUGACAAGUUUGUCAUGUUGUCUGCAGUGGAUAAAUUUGAUGAGCUCAUGGGCAAAAAGGUGUGGGAGCCCCUUAAAGACACUAAUAACCUGAUUAUUGAUCUGCGCUAUAACACUGGUGGAUCCUCAACCUCUCUGGCCCUUAUACUGUCUUAUCUGCAGGAUUCCUCCCAGAACUAUAAUUUUUUCACAAUAUAUGACCGAAUUGAGAACACAACAACAGAACAUGGCUCUCUGCCCAGAAUUACAGGCCCAACCUAUGGCUCCAAACGUGGGGUUUAUGUGUUGACCAGUUACUACACAGCAAGCGUUGGGGAGGAGUUUGCUUACCUGAUGCAGUCCCUACAUCGUGGCACAGUCAUUGGAGAAAUCACAUCUGGUACCCUGAUGCACUCAAAGACAUUUCAAAUAGAGGAAACAUAUAUUGCCAUCACUGUACCCUUCAUAAACUUCAUAGACAACAAUGGGGAAUGUUGGCUGGGAGGUGGUGUAGUCCCUGAUGCAAUUGUGUUAGCCGAGGAAGCUGUGGACCACAUUCAUGACAUUGCAGAUUUUCACGAUGGGCUCAGGUCCCUCAUAGAGGACACUGGGAAAUUGUUAGAAAAGCACUAUGCAAUUCAUGAAGUUGCACUAAAGGUCAGUAGGGUGCUGUUGAGUAAAUGGGCUGAAGGUUUUUACUGGUCAGUGGUUGACUUUGAAUCUCUUGCAUCUCAGCUGACAGCAGACCUCCAAGAGACUUCAGGCGAUCACCGCCUCCACAUCUUCCAUUGUGAUGUUGAGCCUGAGUCACUUCAUGAUGUCCCAAAGAUCCCUACAGCAGAAGAAGUGGGAUAUAUAAUCGACGCUCUGUUUAAAAUUGAACUUCUGCCAGGAAAUGUUGGCUAUCUAAGGUUUGACAUGAUGGUAGAUAUAGAGGUGAUAAAAGCCAUUGGACCUCAGCUAAUAAAGUCUGUGUGGAGCAAAAUAUUGAACACUGAUGCCCUCAUAAUUGACAUGAGGUACAACACUGGUGGUUAUUCAACAGCCAUUCCCCUCCUUUGCACCUAUUUCUUUAAUACUGAACCUUUGCGGCAUCUUUACACUGUUUUCGACCGCACCACAACCACCAUGACAGAGGUCAUGACAUUGCCUCAGAUCAGAGGUCAAAGGUAUGGGUCCUCAAAGGAUGUCUACAUCCUGACCAGUCAUAUGACAGGGUCAGCAGCCGAAGUGUUUACCCGCACUAUGAAGGACCUGAAUCGUGCCACAAUCAUUGGGGAGCCAACAAUGGGAGGGUCUUUAUCAAGUGGAACCUAUCAGAUCGGGGACAGCGUCCUGUAUGCUUCCAUUCCUAACCAGGUUGUUUUGAGUGCCAUUACUGGAAAAGUGUGGAGCCUUGCAGGGGUUGAGCCUCAUGUUUUUGCCCAGGCAAAUGACGCUCUUCCUGUAGCACAGAGGAUUAUUGCAGCAAGGCUGUUGAAGACAGACAAAGGGACAUAG
Molecule: messenger RNA, 2769 nt
Organism: Scomber japonicus (chub mackerel)
Lineage: Eukaryota; Metazoa; Chordata; Actinopteri; Scombriformes; Scombridae
Product: retinol-binding protein 3-like
Exons: 1
Coding region: 1-2769 (922 amino acids)
Biological process (GO): proteolysis
Molecular function (GO): serine-type peptidase activity
Source: RefSeq, a predicted model, not a curated record